Topomyia yanbarensis is the source of this 1871-nucleotide messenger RNA. Its product is annotated as cytosol aminopeptidase-like. The coding region runs from base 139 to 1776 and encodes 545 amino acids. Gene Ontology annotation, cellular component: cytoplasm. Gene Ontology annotation, biological process: proteolysis. NCBI's taxonomy places the organism in Eukaryota, Metazoa, Arthropoda, Insecta, Diptera, Culicidae. The record is from RefSeq and is a predicted model, not a curated record. The transcript is spliced from 2 exons. Gene Ontology annotation, molecular function: manganese ion binding; metalloaminopeptidase activity.
ACUGAUUUCCAUCGUAACAAAUUUUUCAUUUGUGUCCAGCGCUUUAUCCCAAGAAGUCAAAAUUCUUUCCCUCGGGAUUGAGUCAUACCUUUCCAACGGACAAGUGCCUUCUAUCUGGAAGUUUCCGUCAGCCCGACUAUGUCCGUUCAAUUUUGGCUUCGAACGCAACCGCUUCAAGGCACUAAGAAGCAGAUUCAAGCGCGGAUUCAUGCUCUGUUUUCACGACGAAACUUCGCACAGGCAGCGAUUACUGGAACUGAAAAGUGCUCAAAUCCACCUUCUCGAGGUUUGGUACUUGGGGUGUACGCCGACGAACACGAUCAAGAUGAUUUAGGCAUGUUGACCCGUACUGCAGCCAAGUAUAAUGAGACCUAUACCAACGGUGCGUUGUUAGAUAUGCUCCGGAUUGCUGGCCCAUUACCGAAGACAGGCGAAACAAGAGUUUUUUUCAACCUUGAACCAACAUAUUCUGCGGUAGCCGUUUGCGGACUUGGCACCGAAUGUCUCGGAUACGAUCCAAUGGAAAAAAUAGAUUUAUCUAAAGAAGCCAUUCGGGUUGCUUCUGCAACAGGUUGCCAGGAGUUGCAAAAGUUGCAAACUAGCCGUAUCUAUGUAGAAGAUUUUGGUCACGCGGAAUCUGCUGCGGAAGGUGCUCAUAUGGGCUUAUGGGUUAAUCAGGCGAUGAAAAAUCCUGAACAUCGUGUUUCAAUUCCGCAGUUGCAGCUUUAUUAUGAACCGGAACUACCAUGUGAUUCCAAUGGUUGGCGCAUUGGACUAGCAAAGGCGGAAGCACAAAACUUAGCACGACAGCUACAGGAGGCACCCGCUAACCAUAUGACUCCAACAACUUUUGCGCAAAACGUUGUUCAGAUUCUAUGCAACUCCGGUGUGAACGUAGAAGUUAAAGUUCGAAGCUGGGCAGAAAGUCAAGGAAUGAGCUGUUUUCUAACAGUAGCCAAAGGUUCGUGCGAACCACCAAUUUUCCUCGAACUGAGCUACUACGGAGCCAAUCUUAAGGAGCGUCCGAUUGUGCUUAUCGGGCAGGGAAACACCUACGACAGUGGUGGCAUAAGUGCUAAAAAACUACACGCUCUACGUGAUAUGCGCGGAGACAUGGCUGGCGCAGCCUGUGUAGUUGCGACAUGUCGAGCGAUCGCAGCUUUAAAAUUGCCAGUAAAUAUUCGAGCUCUGAUUCCACUUUGCGAGCAUAUGAUAGGUUGUAACGCCAUGAAACCGGGCGAUGUCGUGGCAGUGAAAAACGGAAAAAGUAUCGAGAUCGUUGAUGCCGACUACGAAGGUCCACUAGUGCUGGUAGACGCUCUCCUGUACGCGGAAUGCUUUGGACCCAAAUAUAUUGUCGAUGUGUCGACUAUCUCCGAUCACGUUCUGGAAGCAUUCGGCAAGGUGUGUAGCGGUGUGUUCACUAAUUCAGAGGAGCUUUGGCAACGAAUUAAAAAUGCUGGAGUACACACCGGCGACCGAGUCUGGCGGUUACCAUUGUGGGACUACUUUACGCACCAAAUGUGCUCAGUAGAGCAUGUAGAUGUGCAAAACCUCGGAAAAGGUCAUGGCGGAGAGUCCUGCAAAGCAGCAGCAUUUCUGAGAGAGUUUUUGCCCUGUGGCCAAUGGAUGCAUAUCGAUGCGUACAACGUCAUGACCACGAAAGGGGAGGAUUAUCCGUACUUGCGGAGAGGCAUGGCCGGGCGUCCCACAAGAACUCUGAUCGAGUUUAUAGCGCAAGCAUGUUGUCACAACAAGAGUAGCCAAUAUCCGUAGGGUAAAUUGACGAGUGAGUUUCUUAAUACUAUUUAUUUUUGAUACUAUAUUAAGCAUUGAAUAUCUGGCUGAAUAAAUUAUAUGUACCAAUUAAA